GGCGGGGCAGGAGGGCAGCGCCGGGCUCCGCGGCCGCCUUGCCCCGUUUGCGGCGGGUGGCGCGGCCUGGGCAGCGGGCUUCCCGCCCCGGACGGCCUCCAAGGACGCGGCGGCUGCUGGCGUGCGCUCCGGCGGUGGCAGGAAGCCCGGCCGCCUGCUGGGGAGCCCGUUGGCUGGCUGGUUCUCGUCCUGGCCGCGUCUAGCGGGGAGUAUCUGCGGCCCGUUUCCCCCUCCGAGCCGGGCGGAGGACGGGCGGCGCCUGGGGGCGGCACUUGGAGGCUCGGCUCGACCGUACCGGCGGGCAGAAGCAACGAGCGCGGCGCCGCCGCUGCCGCCCUUCGCCUGGAUGGUUCUCGCCGCUCGAGCUCCGUAGGCCGAUUGGGAGCCGUUCCGGCUAGGCUGGAAAGUGCAGCGGCGCUCCAGCUGCGGCCUCCUCCCGGCCCGAUUCUGAACCCUCAUUUAUCGGUCUUGCUGUGGAGGCUUUCCCAGCAGCUGCACAGCGACAGCCUCCCUCGGCGGCGGCUGUUAGGGGGCCGUGGAGGCUCAACGCUUCCAACCUAAAGGCCGAGAGUUAAUGCUUGUGGCUGAGGGUUUUUUCCCCUAAUUUUCGUCGGUCCCUGCCUGGGCCCUGGGCUUUCCUUGAGUUUCCUACUUAGUUUCCAGAUGACAGAGGGGAUCUGCCUUGAUGGGGCUUAAAACCAAAGGGAGUACUUCUCCCCCAAGGCAAACACAGAAAAAUAGCACAGAGCUCUCUGUACUGGUCAUGGGAACCCUACACCCAGGCAGGGAAGGAAGAAAAUUCUGCUCCAGGAACACCCUGACCUGCCCCAUCCAGAGCCCCCACAGCCAACUGUACAUUGAAUUCUUUCAGAGAAGUCUGUAGGAAGCCAAUCAUACCCGGCUGAGUGAGAUGAACAAAUUGGACCUUUCCCUCUUAGCGCUACUGCCCACAGCAGCACAGCCGGUUGCUGGAGAAGCUAACCGCCCCCCCCCCCAUCUCUUGGAUUUCCUAUUGUGGCAUCCAGUUGAGGUUUUGCUCUGAUGUGGCUGGGCUGAUCCUUUUCCUUGAAAGCUUUCCCCCCUUUCUUUCCUAAGCAUAGCCUGUGGAGUUCCCAAGGCUAAGCCUACAAGGGAGAAUAGCAUUGCUAUGACAGGCAAGCUGGGGGGUAGAGGAGAGAGUUCUGAAAGCUCACACUGGGGGGGGGGGGAGAAGAAGUGGAGGCAGACUCUGCCUGCUGGUGCAGACUGACUGGGCAUUGUGGCAGCCUAGGGACCGGUGGGCAAUAGCAGGGGUGGAAGGAUGCUGAGGCUGCAACUAGCCACAGGCCCUAGGAGAGAGAAACAGGCAGAGGCGUAGUUUCUCACUUGCAGGAGGAUUUCCUACUUUAGUUGGUAUGAAGGCAUGAGGCUAGACAGCAAGUCCCCUGAAGGGGGGGGGGAACCUGCAGAAAGAGAAAGGAUGGGGCAUUGCAUAGGCGAAAGUCAGGCCUGCCAGAGCACUGAGGAACGGAGGGGAGCAACAGAAAGGCAGAUUCUGCCUCAACGUGAGGACAGGAGAGGGUGUCUGGUUGGGGAGGGCUGUACUUGGCUUGCUUCGGAGUCCUGACUCCAGCAGGCACAGGGCAGGGUUUUGGGCAUCCUGCAGGGUCUUCUGGCACCAUGGAGGAGGAUUCAACCAAAAGGUGUCUCUAGUGAGAUGGCUGGGCCAACAACUGGAAUUCAGUCCUUCCUGUUUUUGUCCUCCAGCAGAGGACUGCAGACAGUGGGGGGGGGGAGGCGUUGGGAGGGGGAAGCCCUAGAGCUUCUGGGCCAGAACUAUGUAAUAAGAAUAUGGAGCCGACUGGGGCCAUCGUGCCCCUCAUACUGUGAGUCCCUUCUUCCUGCAAGGGAUCACCUAGCGUCUGUCAGUGCCCCUCACCUUCUGCCCUCUUUGACUUUUUAACAGAAAAUAUUUAUUUUUAAUUGAAACGAAGUCAGGCUUAAAUUGGAGCUUCCCCCAUGGCAUUUUUUCUGAUGGGGGAAAGUGCCCAGAAACCCUUUUGCAAGAGUGCCACAGGAGCCCCCCUCUCCAGAAAGCCUGUGCUUGUGUGAUGGGUGGGUGCACCCAUGGCUAGAGACAGCUGGUCUCACCCUCUUGUGCGUUCCCAUGCAGCACUUUAGAAAUGUGUAUUUCUAAAUAAAACACAGAGAACAGCCUGUUCUUGCAAGGGGAAAGCUGCAGGUCCAGGGUGUGUGUGAAUGGGCCUUCUAUGUGGGAGGGGUCUGCAUGGAUGACAAGGUCUCCAUCGUUUUGUUUUUGUAGACAGAAACACCAAGGAGGAGGAGGGCAGCACUUUUUGGCACUUCUCCCGCAGAGCUGAAACAAAUGCACUGCUGUGGCUCAGAUGCAGCCAGGCUGCUGGCUCCUGUAGGCUCUCCUGAAAAAAUAUGAAGCUGUGGGAAGAACCUAAAGCCUCAACUGGAUUUUCUGGUUCUGGCCAAAGUGGGAACUUCCCAGUUCUGAGGACUGUCUCAUCCCAGGGCUGCUGCUCCUGCCUGGAAGGAAGAGGGCGGCACCACCCCAGCCUGGAGCCCCACUGGGAGCAGGCAGCUGCAUCAAUCCCCAGCCCAUCAAAGGGACUUGAGUGCAAAUUCAGACCCAUCUCAUUGCUGUCUUUGCUUCCUACCAUGUUCCCUCUUGGCUUGGUGCCUAUUUGCAGAGGCUAGUUCUAGGCCAAUGGUUCCCACCCACUCCCAGCGGAGAAGGUUCAGCCAGGAAGAAGAAGCUUUCUCAACUUUUCCAUCGUCAGGGUGAGGGGAAAUAUAGGACAGGCAGAGAGGUUAGGGAGCAAUCAGAGCUGGAGGAGGCCCUCUCCCCUCAGUGGGUGUGUGGCCUAUGGGAGAGGUAACCUAAGAAGAUCUGCAGCAAAUCAAAAUGGAGUCUGGCUUUGUGGUUUCCAUUCAUGGCUUUUUUUCUGCCUUUGGUCAUGCCCUGCCUGGUUGGAAAUGGUGCUGUGGGUCAAGGAUUUUUGUCUGAAAUGGUGUGGGGUUUCCUGCCUGAGCAGGGGUUGGACUAGAAGACCUCCAAGGUCCUAUCCAACUCUAUUGUUGUUGUUAUCAUCAUCUGGAAAGGAGGAGAGCUGAGGAAGGCGGGGGGGGGGGAUCGCCUCAGAUGCAGCGGGCAUAGCUUGGAAUAGAGAUCAGCCUGAUGUUUGGAACCCUGGAGGUGAGAACGCCCAGCUGUCCCUGAGCCAGGGAUCUAGGCAUGGAGGGGUGUGGAGUAGACCAGUGGAAGGUAGCUGGCUGGUUGUAUGUGCCAGAAAAAUCUCCUGACCCAGCCUUGCCCUGCUUGCUGGAAGGGCCCCAUGAGGGCAGGAUCCCUCUGAGAAGGGAGGCGGUCUCGUCCUCUGACCAGCCCGGCUUCCUUUCAUUCCCUAGAACAGACAGGCUGCUUGGGUUGCUUCUUUCUUUUGGUGGGAAACUCCUGGCCCGGAAGAGGAUGGAAAUGGCCAAAGGCAGCUGUGGUGAUGGGUGGCUGUGGACAGCAUGUCCCCUUUGCUCCUGGACUUCUCUGUCCAGACAGGCUUCUUCAGCCUUGCCUCUGUAAGUCCCAAAAUGUCUUUGUGGGAGACGGGGCGAAGAGAGGCUGCCUAGGGAAUGGUCCGAGAAGAGGCAGCAGAGCCCACAGCUGGAAAGCGGGCAGGGCGAGAGGCUCAGGAGGGACCCUGCCUAGUUUCUCAGGCUGCGAGGGAGAUGGCGGGAGAAUUGUACUUUCAGACUUGCAAAAUUCUGUUAGUGUAGCUUUGCGAAUAAAGUAGAAUGACCUUAACUGGUUGUGUUUUCUGUCUGCUCUGGCCGAUGAAGCUGAUUCCUCAACCCAGAGGACUUGGGAGGCCCCCUGGCCACCAGGUGUCUGCCAGGGGCUUGGAAGGGCUGUUUCUCACGGUCAGGUCUGUGCAGGUGUGGGAUCAUUUUGCUAGUUAUGCAAACCCAGCUUAGCUUCAAGCCAAGUGGAGCCUCAGCUGCUGAAUGUAGGCUUGUUCCCAGUGGCCCCUGGAUCUCAAGAGGCCAAGCGGCCCCAUGCCCAGGUGGCUGGAGGGUGGCAGGAUGGGUCCCAGGCCAGACCUUCCAGUCGAGGGGGAAGAGAGUCUGUGCUUGUGGCCUUGGCCUUUGCUUUGCUUGCCCCUAAACUCUGCCCCCUCUAGGCUGGGCUUCUGAAGAGGGAAGAUGGCUGAGGGCCUCCGGGACAGCUCCAGCAGCUUGCAGAGGAAGAAGCCUCCUUGGCUGAAACUGGACAUUCCAGUGGCCCCGCUCUUGGCUACAGCAGAGGAACCAGCCUCGCUCCAGCCCUUGAAGCGCCAGGCCUUCUUCCGAAGUGUCAGCAUGCCUGCGGAGAACAGCCUCUUUCCUGCUGCCUACAGCGAGGCACGGCGGCCUAUCCUGCAGCGACAGACGUCCAUCACCCAGACCAUCCGGAGACAGGUACACUUUGAGAGGACUCAGACCCUGCCCAUUCGGGGGCAUCAGGUGGGCAGGAAGCCCCUGAGAAAGCGCCACUCGCUGCCCAGAACACUGUUCAGGAGCACAGCAGACUGGUUUGGGGUCAGUAAGGAGAGCGAUGCCCCUCAGAAGUGGCAACGGAAGAGCUUGCGCCACUGCAGCCUGCGCUACGGAAAGCUGAAGCCACAGGCCCUCCGCGAAAUGGACCUUCCGAGCCAGGACAACAUAUCUCUGGCCAGCACAGAGACCCCCCCGCCACUCUAUCUGCCCCCUUGCCCGCCUGGCAUGCAGAGAAUAAUCGACCCCCUGGCCCGUGGACGGGCCUUCCGAGUGGCCGAGGAUUGCGACGGCUGCAGUGUGCCCCCCACCCCAGCCACGCCCGGAGCCGCCUCACUGUGCUCCUUCACCAGCUCACGCUCUGGCUUUGGUCGGUGGCCUCGGCGGCGGAAGAGGGAGUCAGUGGCUAAGAUGAGCUUCAGAGCAGCAGCAGCGCUAGUGAAGGGCCGUUCUGUGAGAGAUGGCACCCUGCGCAGGACGCGACAGCGCAGCUUCACUCCGGCCAGCUUCCUGGAGGAAGACUUCACCGUGGAGUUCCCAGAUGAGCUGGACACUUCCUUCUUUGCCAGGGAAGGGGUCCUGCCGGAGGAGCCGUCCAUAUAUCCUGAUGAAGUUUUUGAGACCCCCUCUGAAGCAGCCCUCAGGGUCCCCGAGGCGAAGAUGCUGCAGGUUCAGCCAGCCCUCACAGGGGGGGCUCUGGACCGGAGCGAGCUAGAGAGAAGCCACCUGCUCCUCCCCCUGGAGCGUGGCUGGCGGAAACAGAAAGAGGGGGUUUCAGUGCAACCAAAGGUCCGUCUGCGGCAAGAGGUGGUCAGCUUAGGCCUCCAGCGGCGUGGCCAGCGCAUCACCGUUCCUGUCCGCAAACUCUUUUCCAAAGAGAAGCGUCCCUACGGCUUAGGCAUGGUGGGCCGGCUGACCAACCGGACGUACCGCAAGCGCAUCGAUAGUUUUGUGAAGCAGCAGAUUGAGGACAUGGAUGACCACCGGCCGUUCUUCACCUACUGGGUCACCUUCGUGCAUUCACUCAUCACCAUCCUGGCUGUCUCCAUCUACGGGAUUGCUCCUGUGGGGUUUUCGCAGCAUGAGACGGUGGACUCGGUCCUGAGAAAUCGGGGGAUAUAUGAGAACGUGAAAUACGUCCAGCAAGAGAAUUUCUGGAUAGGGCCCAGCUCGGAAGCUCUCAUCCAUCUGGGAGCAAAGUUCGCCCCUUGCAUGCGACAGGACCAGCAGGUGCACAGUUUCAUCCGCGCAGCCCGUGAGAAAGAGAAACACUCUGCCUGCUGUGUGCGCAACGACAAGUCAGGCUGUGUGCAGACGGCCGAGGAGGAGUGUUCCUCCACUUUGGCCGUGUGGGUGAAGUGGCCAAGUCACCCGAGCACUCCUUUGCUGGCAGGGGACAGGAGGAAGUUUGGCUCUGUGUGUCACCAAGACCCCAGGGUGUGUGAGCAGCCAGCAUCCAUGGACCCUCAUGAGUGGCCUGAUGACAUCACCAAAUGGCCUAUCUGCACCAACAACAGUGCUGGGAACCACACCAACCACCUGCACAUGGACUGUGUGAUCACCGGGCGGCCCUGCUGUAUCGGCACCAAGGGAAGGUGUGAGAUCACCUCACGGGAAUACUGCACCUUCAUGCAUGGUUACUUCCAUGAAGAGGCCACACUUUGCUCCCAGGUGCACUGCAUGGAUGACGUCUGCGGCCUCCUCCCCUUCCUGAACCCCGAAGUGCCAGAUCAGGUCUACCGCCUGUGGCUGUCGCUGUUCCUUCAUGCAGGGAUCCUGCACUGCCUUGUGUCUGUAUGCUUCCAGAUGACCAUCUUGCGUGACUUGGAGAAGCUGGCUGGCUGGCACCGCAUUUCCCUGAUCUACUUAUUUAGCGGCAUCACAGGGAACCUGGCCAGCGCUAUUUUCCUCCCCUACCGGGCUGAGGUUGGCCCAGCAGGCUCCCAGUUUGGCAUCUUGGCCUGCCUCUUUGUGGAGCUUUUCCAGAGUUGGCAGAUCCUGGCUCGACCCUGGAGGGCCUUCUUCAAACUACUGGUGAUCGUGCUGUUCCUGUUUGCCUUCGGCCUCCUUCCCUGGAUAGAUAACUUUGCUCACAUCUGCGGCUUUAUCAGUGGCUUCUUCCUGUCCUUCGCCUUCCUCCCAUACAUCAGCUUUGGCAAAUUUGACCUGUACCGAAAGCGGUGUCAGAUCAUUAUUUUCCAGUUGGUCUUCGUGGGGCUCCUCUCCGGACUGGUGGUGCUGUUUUACUUCUACCCCAUUCGCUGCCAGUGGUGUGAGGUCCUCACCUGCCUUCCCUUCACUGACAAUUUCUGCGAGAAAUAUGGCCUGGAUGCCCAGCUCCACUGAGCGGACAGGGGCGCCCUCGUUGGCUGCCUUGGGCAAAGCUGGCCUGGUGCUACUUGCCAGACUGCCAGCCAACUUAAAAUUCCGCUCAUCCCUGUGCUGCGUUAUCUUGGAGACUGGAACUUUUUCAGCACACAGAAAGUUGGUGCCUUGUUCAAUUUUACUGAACCUUUUUUGUUCCCACAUUUUUAUUAUGCUAGUUUCACAGUGACCCUUUUCAUGAGAUUUGUUAUUACCCUGGUGGUGAUUAAAAAUUAAGGUAGCGUUUUAGCUACAUUUCCAUUAA
Messenger RNA from Crotalus tigris (Tiger rattlesnake), 7165 nucleotides. It is a transcript of the gene RHBDF1, whose product is annotated as rhomboid 5 homolog 1. The transcript has 18 exons. Gene Ontology annotation, molecular function: serine-type endopeptidase activity. Bases 4207 to 6882 code for a protein of 891 amino acids. NCBI's taxonomy places the organism in Eukaryota, Metazoa, Chordata, Lepidosauria, Squamata, Viperidae. Gene Ontology annotation, biological process: regulation of epidermal growth factor receptor signaling pathway; regulation of protein secretion. Gene Ontology annotation, cellular component: endoplasmic reticulum membrane. The record is from RefSeq and is a predicted model, not a curated record.